GUCAGCUGGGGUUAGUGGAUUCUGCCCCGCCGAAUCCAAUCCCUGCACAGAACGGCACAAGGGACUUACCUACAUCAUCGGUGCUUCAUCCCCUCAGCCUUGCUUCUUCCUAUCUAAUCUUGGUCCUGGUCCCCCAUCACGAGGUAGCCUUAUUUUGUAAACCCGCUACGUUGGUUAAAAUAAUCUCUUCCAUCUUUUAACCAACAGAAACAAGCGUUUUUUUUUUAAAAGACAUAAAACACCUGAACACCAUCUUGUAUUCUUGGGCUAUCCGCCCGGUUGCCUGACCAAUCCGAGAUUUCACGUGCUAAGCUCUCUGUGAAGUAGACGAACCUCCUUGCCAUCGGAGCAGCGCAGCACAGCAUGGUAACGUGACCUGAGAAUCCGAAACGGAGACGCAACGAUGGAACCCAAUAUCCAACGGCUUCUUAAUGAUAAGCUAUACGAUAAGAGGAAGACCGGUGCCCUUGAACUCGAACGUUCCAUCCGAGAACUAAGCGUCGCCAAAGACUACCAGAGGAUCAAAGAUAUCCUUGAUCAGUUAUGUAACGAAUAUGCAUAUGCAGUUCACCAACCUCAUGCCAGGAAUGGAGGAUUGAUAGGUCUGGCUGCUGCUGCUAUUGCCCUGGGCCCAGAACUACCAAGAUACCUCGAGGUCAUAGUACCACCUGUCCUGGCGUGUUUUACCGAUCAAGACGCCCGCGUCCGGUACUAUGCCUGCGAGUCUAUGUAUAAUAUCGCCAAGGUUGCCAAAGGGGAAAUCUUGAAGUAUUUUAAUCACAUAUUCGAUGCUUUAUGCAAGCUGGGUGCCGACUCGGAACUUUCUGUAAAGAAUGGCGCCGAACUUCUCGAUCGCCUAAUCAAGGAUAUAGUUUCUGAAUCCGCGGCAACGUAUGUUUCGGUACUUGAGGCUGAUGUGCCUCCGCCUUAUGAGACGAAAGACUCCGAACAGAGUUCCUCCCCUCAUCCUAGCCCCCCGACGGCGUUUUCGCUUCCCAGAUUCAUCCCUCUUUUGAAAGAGCGAAUUUGGGUUAUGAACCCAUUUACGCGAACCUUUCUCGUCGGUUGGAUUACCUUACUAGACUCCAUUCCAGAUCUUGAGCUAGUUACGUAUCUGCCUGAAUUUCUAGGGGGUCUAUUGAAAUUUCUUUGCGGCAAUAAUCGCGAUGUCCAUGCUGCGACGCAAGCUUGUUUGGAUAAGUUCUUAAACGAAAUCAAACGCAUCUCCCGGGUAAAGAAGGGAAUUGCCGAAAGCAAAAGAUCAAAGGGAGACGGAAAGAGAAAACGAGAAGACUCAGUUGAUAGUGGUAGUAUGCAUCUGGAACAGGAUGACGCCGAGGAAGCCGGUUCUACUACUGCCAACGAGGACGAAGACGAAGUUAGCAGCGAGGAUGAUUGGAUCCCAGGGCAGGAUGUCCAGAUCAACUACAAGGCAAUACUCGAGAUUCUUACCGCAACUCUUGAUUCUCCUCUAGAGGAAGACAGCCUUUUAGAGAGUUUGCGGUGGAUAGUAUCGUUUCUCGAAAUUUGCCCUGAAGAGGUCCUACCGUUCACUCCUAAAGUUCUAGCUCAUCUUCUACCAGCAAUGGCUAGCGGAGUCGAACCGAUUCGUCAAGCUGCAGCAAAGGUGAACGGUUCGCUGAUGGAAUAUGUUGUUUCUCUUACCGACGAACCAGAAGUACCGCAGGGCCCAUCAGCCUCACGACUCUCCGUGCCUGGAACCACGGACCGCCCUGAGGGAGCAUCUAGUGGGCGCGCCUCUUUAUCGAGUGGCCGUGAAAUAGACCUACGUAGUCCCACGCCUGCCCAUAACCAUAGAGCACCUACCCCCGCCCAAUCUACUCAAACCCAACCGGAUUUAGAUUACGCUGCCGCAGUCAACUCUCUCACCUUGUUAUUUCUCAAUGAUCACGAAGCAACUCGUGUCGCCGCACUCACUUGGCUCAUAAUGUUGCACCGAAAGGCACCAAAGAAGAUUGUUGCAUUCAAUGAUGGAACAUUUCCUGCCCUCCUCAAAACGCUGUCGGAUCCGGCCGAAGCUGUCGUCACCAAAGACUUACAGCUACUUUCCCAAAUUUCGAGAAACAGUGAGGAUGAUUAUUUCUCCAACUUCAUGGUUAGCCUCUUGCAGCUCUUCUCAACAGACAGGAAGUUAUUGGAGACUCGGGGGAACCUAAUUAUCCGUCAACUAUGCAUGACUUUAAGUCCCGAGCGGAUAUAUCGUACACUGGCCGAAACAAUCGAGAAAGAAGAGGACCUUGAGUUUGCUAGUAUAAUGGUACAGAAUCUCAAUAACAACCUCAUCACGGCCCCGGAGCUAGCCGACCUGCGGAAGCGGUUGCGAAACCUGGAGACGAAGGAUGGCCAAGCCUUUUUUGUUGCCCUAUUCCGUUCUUGGUGCUACAAUGCUGUCGCUACCUUUUCCUUGUGUCUGCUUGCGCAGGCAUACGAAGCUGCCUAUAACCUCUUACAAAUCUUUGCGGAACUCGAGAUGACAGUCAACAUACUUAUCCAAAUAGACAAGCUUGUCCAAUUGAUCGAAUCCCCUGUCUUCACGUAUCUACGACUUCAACUUCUCGAACCCGAUAAAUAUCCGUACCUGUACAAGUGUCUGUACGGACUUUUAAUGCUUUUGCCACAAUCCUCUGCUUUCGCCGCCCUUAAGAACAGAUUGAACAGUGUAAGCUCGAUAGGGUACUUGCAAAUUGGGCCACGACCUUCUGCCACAGCACCUAGCGCAUCAAGUUACGAUCGGCCAAACAGACUGGGAAAAGGCCGCGAAGACGGCAUGAUUCGAUGGGAUCAGCUUCUCGAGAAGUUCAGAAGUGUACAGGAAAGAGCAAGACGGGCACAGAGAAUUAUUGAUGGAAGCAGCCUCGACGAUGGCCUGGAUUUCGGCGGCUUACGUAUCACGGAGAAGGAGGCGCCACGACCCCCAGCUGGUCCAGCUGUACCACCGAAGGAUUCGACACCUGCUGCGGCACCACCUAAACGCUCGGGAUUAGGAAGACAAUUCGGUAGACUUGGAGCGUCGGUUUCGGGCAGAGGUAAACGAUCCCAACAACAAUAGUCGAGUCGUUGGCGAUAAACGCCAAGCUUGUGCUUAGAUUGCCGGAGUAGGAUGGCCAUUUGUUUACCUGUACUCAUACCCAGCAGAGAUGGCGGGAAUACAUACGUGAUAGGGAAUGUUUUUGAAAGACUGUUUGCACGAGCGGUGAGGUUCUGUUUUGUACUUUGUACUGUAUUGAGUACUGUUAACUGCACAGCGUGAAUACCUGGAUUAUAAGAUCAUACAAUAUUAA
Molecule: messenger RNA, 3302 nt
Organism: Hypoxylon trugodes
Lineage: Eukaryota; Fungi; Ascomycota; Sordariomycetes; Xylariales; Hypoxylaceae
Product: vacuole morphology and inheritance protein
Exons: 9
Coding region: 404-3070 (888 amino acids)
Biological process (GO): positive regulation of kinase activity; phosphatidylinositol biosynthetic process
Cellular component (GO): PAS complex; fungal-type vacuole membrane; endosome membrane
Source: RefSeq, a predicted model, not a curated record